Mya arenaria is the source of this 3231-nucleotide messenger RNA. Its product is annotated as protein ANKUB1-like. Gene Ontology annotation, molecular function: protein binding. The record is from RefSeq and is a predicted model, not a curated record. Bases 332 to 2503 code for a protein of 723 amino acids. Lineage: Eukaryota; Metazoa; Mollusca; Bivalvia; Myida; Myidae. The transcript is spliced from 3 exons.
CAUUCGGUAGAAGCGGCUAUACAAUCCAACACAAAGGCAGCUCGCGUGUUUUGGGGACAGUACCUAUAAUAGAAAUACUUAACUGAUAGAUCAAAUACUUGAAAUCUUUGUUUUGCCACUGUGGGGUUGCAAAAAUAUAACCUGUUUGCGGAUACCUUACUCGCUGGAUUUAUUCGCGAAGCUAAGUCAAACCACGACUGUGGAUAGGAGUUAAGACACAUACACUCAAACUCCUCGCUUUUGCCGCCGCCGACAGAAGCAGAGACAACCGCCGACACUCGACUGAGCCUAUCAAAGCUGCAGGGAGUGUUAAGGUCGUGCGCACGUGUUAAUGUCAACGGAUUCCGAAUGCAAGAAAAAGCUUCUCAACCCGAGCAUGCUCAUAUUCGGCGUUCACGAGGGAGAGCGGGUGGCGGUGGACGUGCCGCUCGGGGCCACGGUGGGGGAGGUGAAGAAGAUGAUACAGGUCAAGCUGAACAUAUACUUUGACGACCUUGUGAAACAGGACAAGAAGGUACUGGUCAUGUCCUAUGCUGGUUCCGAUCUCAACGACGCCUGGAUAUUCACAGAUCUCGGAAUUGUUCCCGGCUCUACCUGCAAGGUCUGCAUGAAAGAGGAGGUUAAACCGGUUCUCUUUGUGAAAUGUUCCCACAGCGGGGAGGUCAUUGAAAUUAUGGAUGACUAUUUUGUGGAGAAAAUGGAGGUCGCAGAUCUUAGGACUAUGGUUACCAAGAAGUCUGGUCUUCCCGUGUCUAUUUUUAGACUCGUAUCACGUAACAAUUUGGAAUUGUUUGACGGACAUACCUUAUUUGACUAUGGCAUAGAGUGCGGUGACACUAUUUUUAUGGAAUGUUGGGACGGAUGGACGGAACUCAUUAACUUCAGUAUCUUGGGCUUGACCCCUAGUGUUACUCCCCUGAUUGUUCAAGACGAAAUACAGUCUCGUUUUCAACUGAAAGUUGUCAUGUACAUUUCCGCGCAUUAUGGUCGGGUGGAUCUGGCGAGGACGUGCAUUAAAGCCGGAAUAAAGCCAGAUGAGCCGAUAGGGGAGCACCCGACCCGCCAGUGGUGCUGGGAGCAAUCCCACAUCGAGACGAAGCGGUCGGCCGUUCACGAGGCGGCUGAGUUCGGCCAGCUAGGCGUCCUGCGACUUUUUGUUACCACUGAUAUUACCUGCUCAAUGGCCAGGGAAGGCCACAGUCUCACACCCUUGAAUCUAGCGCUCAGAAACAAACAAAGACCUUGCGCUUCCUUUUUGCUCACUAAACAAUGGGUAAGAGUUCCCGUGACAAGAAGCCAGUCAAUGACAUUGCAAACAUUCCGUAGAAUUAAAACUUGGUGCGAAAGGUGUAAGGAGAAAGCAUUUAUGAAGUUUGGCCCCAACAAAUCCUCACUAAAACGUCGUUCGUUCAAUACUGGACCGCUUGUGAGCCACGGUGUCAUUGUUGACGGUUUCUCGCAAAGUCCUAUGAACGGAAAAAACAAGCAUGAUCCUGCUGCGAAAGACAGGAAACAUCAGUUGAAUGAGAGCACGACAACUGACGGCGAUGGAAAAAAUGAAGACCCAGAGGCCUACUUUAAGCAUCUCACAGCUGUACAGACGUAUGGUCCGAAGUUUAGACAAAAUACGCGUUGGGGUAAGAUGGUUGGCAAGUCUAGCGUUGGCGCACUGUUCGGACUCGGUUUGAAAAAUGCUGCAAAAGGGGACAGACCAGACGGCAACGAAGCCCCGGAUUCGCCAGACGUCCCCGAAACCCCCGGCCCGGAUGGAAAGGAGACAAAACUGCCACCGAUUAUGGAAAAGGGUCGUCUCAACAUAUCGCUGUCACAAUCGCAGCCACACAUUGCUCACGGAAUCCCGGAAGAACAAGAAAAGGCCGAAGGCGAUAAAUUAAAUCCGUUCCUCGAAAAAGGUCGAAAAUACAUCCGCACCGGACCCACUGGUCCGCCGUCAAAAUCCAAGAUAAGCGCUUCAAUGCCAAAUAUGAAAAUGAAGGGGGAUACUAAAGAACACGAGCGAGAGAAAGUGACACGCGACCGAAUAGCAAGCAUUUCUUCGUCCAAAUCUGAGAAAACAACGGAGCGCGCUAAUACCUCAAUGUCUAUGGUGAGCAAAAAGAAGAAAGUAACUUCAGCGAUGCUGGUGCAGCAAGGAAACAAGGCAAAUAUGGACGGAACGGUGCCACUUCCUAUCAUCAGCUCAGAAAAUGAGAGCCGUCCAUUCUUUUACCACAACGGCGUGAGGGAGAACGAUAUCGUGAUACCAAUGAUGAAUCUCGUGCAGCAAUAUCAGGGCAUGGACUCCAGAGACAGGGCCGCAAAGUCACUCGCCAUCGCUAACACCUUUAAGGAAAAACCAUGGCUGAUGCAGGUGCGUAUGGCCAUGAGUCUGACGUCAUCGACGCUGAAGCGUGACGUCAAGAAUUUGCGUCACAGUUUCCACGAGGUUAAACGGCACGAGCAGGAUCGACGAGUUAGUCGGGCGCGGUCAAUGAUUGUCUAGAGAGGUCAAGGUCGAGGAUGUGCUGAAAGCAGAGAUGUAAUAAGAAUAUUAACUACUAUAUAUAUAUAAUUUAUGAAACCCCCCUACAUGCUUCAUUAUAUGUAUAUACAUGUACUUUGAUAUAAGAAUAUAACUGUUUGGUCAUCAGACUGAUAUAACAAUAUUUCAUAAUUGAAAAAUACGUUUUAAUACUUUUAGGUAUGAUUUACGUUUUUGUAUUUGUAGAUAAAAGGUAGAUAGGUUAUAUUUAGAUUAUAUUAACAAUGCUUCUUUCAUAAUUCUGCAACACUGGCGACAUAGAUAUGAUCAAAUGAUGUGACAUUCAUAUUAAUGCCUGCGCACUAAUCUGUGAGUUAUGUAUUAUGAACAAUAAGAAAUAUUUGCAUCUAGUACAAAUCAAUUAGUAUACCAUUGUCUGCACGUUUGAAAGAAAAAUACUUUUUGCAUGUAUGCUGAUUUUUAAAGACUAAAUCUAAACAUAACGUUGUUUGGUUAUUCUAAAUAAUUUUACUUUAUUUUGAUUUUUGCAAUAGUGUUUCCAUGUUCAAUCUUGUCAAUGCUGCAUUUUUUUUUUAGUGAACACGUGUUUUAUCGUACGUCUGUGAUAUUUCCCCGCCUGUGAUCUGUUCUGAAUCCCAGUCAUUUGCUAUUUAAAGUAACUGCUGUUUUAUUUUAUACUAACUCUGUAUUAUAAUCCUUUAAUGUAUUUAAUAAAGGAAACAGAAAUA